AUGUUUUUGCAGUUUUGGACCUACAACGCCCCCUCCUCUCAAGAUUUCAGGGACCCCAGCGCCAAGUUCUACGCCGACCCCACUGGGAACUCCUUCUGGGAAGGCAAUGCCAAUGUUUACGUCACGGACGCAUCGACCAACGCUCGUUAUCAACUCACCCUCGAAAAGCUCGCUCAUUCACGGUCGGCGGGAUUCAUGGUCGGUUCUCUGAGAAAUACUCAACAGGAGAACAUCAACCUUCCCUGCUAUGUUACUCCCCCGGACAACCGUGUCGAUUUUUUCAACGGCUGGGAAUGUUGGCGUCUCUACACCUGCUCCAACGUUCCACAUAUUGUCACUGCUGCAGUGUAUAGCAGUAAUCAAGUAACCAUACAACGAUCAGAAGGGCCCUACACUUCGCUGGUGCGUGGUUUGAGGAACAGACUUGAAGCUGCUAACCAGCAAAUAGGACAAAUCGCCCCGUACGAGCAAAGCUUCAAGGAUAAACAGGGCAACACGUAUUCAUUCACGGCUCAGGUGCAAAACAACGGCCCCAACCUUUUCUGGACCGUGGAUGCAGCAACCAAAUUCGAUGAAUCAGGCUUUCCAGGCCUUCCAGAUUUCCACUAUAACGGGAAUCCAGCGGCAAACUACUUCGAAACCGUUGACGUCGCGGAGGGGACCGCCUUCGACGCAGAUGCAAACUUCCCGCAAUCUGCCAGCGUCGUCACAUACGUUGGCCUCGACCACCAAUCCUACUCCAAGAUUGACUUUUUCCAGACCGGGUUCGCCGCUGCCCCCCCUCCCCCGACUCCUAACGCCGCCGCCUGCCAAGUCAAACCGGGCAACAUCGCGUCCGGAGCUCUGGGAAUUUUGGGCGGCUUUAUCGCCGCUGCCGGCAUUUUGGCAGCUCCAUUCACAGCAGGUGCUUCUCUCGCCCCUGCCAUGUUGGGUAUUGCAGCUGCCGGCACCGGUGCUACGUCUGGUAUUAUUAGCAUUGUAGGCGGAGUUUGCUGA
Messenger RNA from Fimicolochytrium jonesii, 996 nucleotides. RefSeq lists its product as uncharacterized. The transcript has 4 exons. The record is from RefSeq and is a predicted model, not a curated record. Bases 1 to 996 code for a protein of 331 amino acids. Lineage: Eukaryota; Fungi; Chytridiomycota; Chytridiomycetes; Spizellomycetales; Powellomycetaceae.